AUGGAUCAACCAUCAACCGAUGGAAUGGACGUGUUUUUGGUUCAGGGCUCGAGUGGCCUCAUCAUCCUGAGUGGUGUUCAUGUUCGCGAUGAGUUCCUUCGUGCACUGGAAGUUUACGUGCCGCGGUUAACGUUGAAUGAUCAGGCGGAUGCCGUAUUCCGACUGGGUAAUGCCGCAGUUAGAAACUCAAACCUGACCAAAGGCGGGUUCUUGUUCAGCGGCGUAGGCGAUUUCAUGGCUUAA
Molecule: messenger RNA, 243 nt
Organism: Echinostoma caproni
Lineage: Eukaryota; Metazoa; Platyhelminthes; Trematoda; Plagiorchiida; Echinostomatidae
Source: the annotation of a GenBank genome assembly